AUGCCCAGGGAGCACCGAGUUUCACUCACUCAAGAUCCAGUCGAUCCCGAGAGACAGGGUCGAGGACAGCGAGCAGAGGCAGUCACUGUAUUGCAGAACAGAGUUCCUGGUCUGUAUGUUAGCAUUUCUGAUAAGUAUAGUAGCGUUUUUGGUAAGUCUGUCAGAGUUUCUGGUCCAAACAACAACGUUUCUGGUCCAAACAUCAGCGUUUUUGGUCCAAACAUUAGCGUUUCUAGUACAAACAGCAGCGUUUCUGGUCCAAACAACAACAUUUCUGGUCCAAACAACAGCGUUUCUGGUUAUUAUAGCAGCAUUUCUGGUUUAUCUACCAGCGUUUCUGGUUCACUUAUCAUAGGUUCUUUUCUGGUUGUGAGUUUCAUUCUAAUCAGAGGAUUGGAAACAUGUGUUGCUUAG
Molecule: messenger RNA, 414 nt
Organism: Cryptomeria japonica (Japanese cedar)
Lineage: Eukaryota; Viridiplantae; Streptophyta; Pinopsida; Cupressales; Cupressaceae
Exons: 3
Coding region: 1-414 (137 amino acids)
Source: RefSeq, a predicted model, not a curated record